Messenger RNA from Sardina pilchardus (European sardine), 1239 nucleotides. It is a transcript of the gene msantd1, whose product is annotated as Myb/SANT-like DNA-binding domain containing 1. Gene Ontology annotation, biological process: positive regulation of DNA-templated transcription. Bases 10 to 828 code for a protein of 272 amino acids. The transcript is spliced from 3 exons. The record is from RefSeq and is a predicted model, not a curated record. Gene Ontology annotation, cellular component: nuclear body. NCBI's taxonomy places the organism in Eukaryota, Metazoa, Chordata, Actinopteri, Clupeiformes, Clupeidae.
GGUCACAAAAUGGCCUCUGACGACGGCGUGAGCUACAUCGUGCCCGGAUUUGCCGAGAAGCACCGGCGGGCCAGGAACUGGACCGACUCGGAGAUGAAGGCCCUGAUCUACGUCUGGGAGGAGUUCUACGGCGCCCUCAAGGGUUCCAAGAGGAACGCCAAGAUCUACGAGAAGAUGGGCAACCGGCUCUACGAGAUCACAGGGGAACACAGGCACCGCGAGGAGAUCAAGAUGAAGAUCACCAACAUGUCUUUCCAGUACAGGAAACUGAAGCACACGACCAACGGCGAAGGCUCGUCAGACUGGCCCUACUACAAGAUGAUCGAGAGGAUCUUAACAAAACCCCCUGCCAGUGGGAAAGCCGAACCGCUAGACCCCCAGCAGGCUGGACCGUCCACUGAGGACCCAGAGGUGUCCGGACCUGUGCCGGGAGCCUCACCUGUGCACGGUUUCAUCCCCGAGUACACAGGCUCUUCCGACGAGAAGGACCUCGUCGACGACGACGAGCUGUCUGACAGCUCUGUGAGCUUGCACUCAGCGGAUUCCAGGAGCCACUCGUUCCCGGCGAAGCGGAGACGCGUGCCGCAGCCGUCGCCCUCUCCCUCGCUGCGCAAGCGGAAGGUGCGCGUGCUGGAGGCCAUGCUGGUGGAGCAGCGGAAGACGCGGCGCGCCGUGGAGGAGACGUGCCGCGAGGUGCGCCGCGUGGUGCAGCAGCAGAACCUGCUGCAGGUGCAGAGCCAGCAGCUGCAGGAGCGCAUGAUGAACCUGCUGGAGAAGAUGGUGUGGCCGCGAGAGGCGCAGUCACCGGCCGCGGGCCUGAAGAGCUGAUGAGCCGCCGUACCGGGGAGGGGGAGGGGGGGGGGGGGGGACGACAAAGUACGGAGGCCUGGGAGGGACAUGUAGAGCGCCCGCACAAGGCAUCAUUUUGCUGUGUACACAUAGCCCUCACGUUGAGAGGGCGCCAUACUCGCAUCGUUUCAGUGUUCCGCAGCCAAGCCAAAGACUAUGGGGACAUUUCACUACAUAGGCUACAUUUGUUCUGCCUAACAUUUGUUCCGUCACUUAAGGAACUAAAGGCCUAAAUAAGGUCAGACCGUUACAUUGGGAAAUGUUGUUCCUGGAGAAAGACUGCAUAGUAUAUCUGUGAUUUGGAGGAGGGCAGUUCCAUGGAACUUCUCAUUGUUUCACUAAUGUAAAGUUCACUAAUGUAUGUUAAACCACAAUGAUAUACUGCUCCUG